AUGCAGGUGGAGAGGGGUUUGGCGGAGGUAGACGAAGAUCUCGGGGCUGUGUUUGCGUUUGACACCGACGAGGUGUUUGACGCGGCAGGUGGAUGCGCGGAAGCCGGUGGUGUUGGAGAUGGAACGGAUGCGGUUGAUGAUGGGGUUGACGAACCCAGCACUGCUGAUUUGGAUGGAGUCGGCGGCCCCCGCGUGUCCUUUGCCGAACCGGCGGAUGUAUCGCAGGUGGUCGAUAUUCACAACUUUGAUGCCCAGAAGGCCGCAUCUAUCACAACCGUCGGGGACGGUCCCUUACCAGCGUCAGUAUCCGCGCCCGUGAAAAAAGUGGGCCUGGACGAUUUCCAGCUCGUCAGCGUGGUGGGCAAAGGGGCGUACGGCAAAGUGUUCCUAGUUCGCAAAAAGCCCAAUCCCACUCCUGCCACUUCUACAGCCGGAGCGAACGCAAAAACCGAGCUGUACGCCAUGAAAGUGCUCAAGAAAGCCAGUAUCGUCCUCCACGCGUCAGGCAAAGAAGCCGAACACACCCGCAACGAGCGGUGCAUCUUGGAGGAAGUACAACACCCGUUCAUCGUCACGCUACACUAUGCAUUCCAGACGCCGUCCAAGCUUUACCUGAUUCUAAGCUACGCGUCCGGCGGCGAGCUGUUCACAUACCUCACAAAGGAAAAAAUGUUUGCAGAAGACGUGGCCUGUUUCUACAUCUCCGAACUCCUCCUCGCCUUGGAACACCUGCACUCACUAGGCAUCAUCUACCGCGACCUCAAACCCGAGAACGUACUCCUAAGCGCUCAGGGCCACAUCCUCCUGACCGAUUUCGGCCUCUCCAAAGUCGCCCUAGACGCACAAACCGUCUGCGGGACCAUCGAGUUCAUGGCCCCCGAGGUCCUCGACGAGCACCGCACGCAGGGCUACGAAAAGGGCGUGGACUACUGGAGCCUGGGGGUGAUGCUCUUCGACAUGCUCACGGGCGCCCCACCUUUCACCGGUGCAAACCGCAAGAAGAUAAUGGACGGCAUCCUACACCGCAAAGUUGUCUGGCCGCGGUAUAUGACCGCCCACGCGCGCGAUCUGUGCCAUAGGCUGUUGCAGAAGAACCCGGCGAAGCGGUUAGGGUGUGACGCGUUAGGCGGGGUUGCGGGGGUUAAGCGGCAUGCGUUUUUUAGGGGGAUUGACUGGGAGAGGCUGGCGAGGUUGGAGGUUGAGCCGCCGAUCGUGCCGAGGUUGGAGGGGGAGGAGGAUACGAGGUGUUUUGAUCGGGUGUUUACGGCGAUGCCGGUGGAGUCGCCGCCGCCUAGGGGAGAACGUGAACGUGGGGAGGGGGGGUUGGAGCUGGGUUUGGAGGUGGUGGACCAUUUUGUAGGCUUUAGUUAUGUAGCAGGGACGAAGUAUUUGUGA
Molecule: messenger RNA, 1395 nt
Organism: Fimicolochytrium jonesii
Lineage: Eukaryota; Fungi; Chytridiomycota; Chytridiomycetes; Spizellomycetales; Powellomycetaceae
Product: kinase-like domain-containing protein
Exons: 1
Coding region: 1-1395 (464 amino acids)
Biological process (GO): protein phosphorylation
Molecular function (GO): protein serine/threonine kinase activity; ATP binding
Source: RefSeq, a predicted model, not a curated record